Molecule: messenger RNA, 1345 nt
Organism: Condylura cristata (star-nosed mole)
Lineage: Eukaryota; Metazoa; Chordata; Mammalia; Eulipotyphla; Talpidae
Product: cell wall protein DAN4-like
Exons: 4
Coding region: 53-1345 (430 amino acids)
Source: RefSeq, a predicted model, not a curated record
CGCAACACACACAACGGUCACAGAGACCUCUACCCUUACUGAAUCUACCACAAUGCAGACAACCUCCACACCAGAGACCAUUCCCACAACCACAUCCACCACAACACAGACAACCACUACAGAGACCUCUACCUUAACCGAAUCUACCACAACACAGACAACCACCACACCUGAGGCCACUCCCACCACCUCACCAACCACAGCACCGACAACCACCACCACACAGACCACUACCGCAACCACAUUAAUCACUACCACAGAGACAAACCCCACAACCACAUUGACCACAACACAAACAAGCACCACCACGGAGACAACUCCCAUGACCACACCCACCGUAACACAGACAACGGCCACAGAGACCUCUACCCUCACCAAAACUACCACAGUGACUACCGCCACCACGCAGACCACUCCUACGUCCACUACAAAGACAACACCAGAGAUAACAUCCACCACAACACAGACAACCACCACAGAGACAACUCCCAUAAACACGCCCACCACAACCCAGGCUACAACCACAGAGACUUCUACCCUGACUGACUCUACCACCACACAGACAACCACCACACCAGAGUCCACUCCCACAACCAUGGCCACCACAACACAGACAACCAUCACCACACAUACCCCUCCCACAACCACAUUAAUCACUAGCACAAAGACAUAUCCCUCGACCACAUUCACCACAACACAGACAAACAAGCACCACACAAGAGACCACUUCUACAACCACAACACAGAUAACUACCAGCACACCGACCAGUCCUACAAUCACAUCAAUCACUACCACAGAAACAACUCCGAUGACCACACCCACUACAACACAGACAACUGCCACAGAAACCUCUACCCCAAUCACAUCUACCACAACACAAACAAUCACCACCACAGAGACCACUCUCAUGACCACGUCAACCACCACCACAGACACCACUCCUACAAAAACACCACCACAAUACCAACAACCACCACCACGAAGACCACACCUAUGACCACAUACAGCACAACACAGACAACCAGUACCACAGAGACUACUAGCACCUCCACGUCAACCACUAUCACAGAGACCACUCCAACAACAGAGACCACAUCGAGGACAACCACUACCACACGGCAGUCUCCCGCCAGCGACGUCUGUAGCCGGCGCGGGUCCCAGGGCUGCGGGGCCGGUGUCCACCGGGAAGGUGAACAGGGUGCGCCCAGCUUGAAGAACCCGGACUGCGCGUCUCUGGAUUGCGGCGCACCCGCGACCCUGCGAGACACGGAGACCGUUGCCCUUGUCUCCUCGUGGUGGCGCACACGCGCUAGGGUCGCCGCGGGGCGCUCGGCGAUCAAGUGA